AUGUCACUUAUAUUGGGUCAGCGAUGGAUUGAAUAUACGUGUACACUGCUGCAAAGUCGUUAUUGUAGACAUUACUUUUUACCUGACAUAAAUUUAUUUGAAAAUUAUCCCAAUGAAUUAUUAGAUAAAGCUUAUCAGAAAUUGAAACAUGCUGAAUUUGAUCACUGGAACGGAUGGGGAAAUAUGUAUCUUUAUGAGAACAUAGAUAGAUCAACAUCAUCCUAUGUUAAAAGUAUAUCAAAAAUAUUCACACCAUUAGUGGAUUAUUUUCAUAUGAAAAAAUUACAUUUUCGUCAAGAUAAAUUUUGGAAUCAAUUACCGACUACAUACAUGUCAUUGUCCAUGUUAUCAUUAUCAGAAUAUCAUUCACGCAAUUGGUGGAACGAGUGGCGACGUGUUCUACUAAAUUAUAAAAGGGAUCAUACCGUCCAACAACAGUCAACGGGUGAAAAUUAUUCUUAUUUCGAUGUUUGGCUUGGUAUAUUUUAUGGAAAUAUUCUGUUAAGACACAUUCCAACAACAACCUCUCACAAUCGUAUCUUAGAAAAUGAACAACAGUUUCACUCCUAUUUGAAAACAAUUGAAGAGGUAUGUUACGAGCCAGUUGAAACAUUUGAUAAAUGUUCCUGGCCUGCACAUUCACCCGGUCAUAAUCUACUUCAACCACAGAUAUUAAUUCAAACAUUGGUGUAUAAAAUCGCAAGGCGCUUGGAACAAAUGACUCUUUCGUAG
Didymodactylos carnosus is the source of this 732-nucleotide messenger RNA. The record is from the annotation of a GenBank genome assembly. Lineage: Eukaryota; Metazoa; Rotifera; Eurotatoria; Philodinida; Philodinidae.